This is a messenger RNA of Charadrius vociferus (killdeer), 1026 nucleotides long. RefSeq names its product chitobiase, di-N-acetyl- (gene CTBS). The transcript has 7 exons. Gene Ontology annotation, cellular component: extracellular region. Lineage: Eukaryota; Metazoa; Chordata; Aves; Charadriiformes; Charadriidae. Gene Ontology annotation, biological process: carbohydrate metabolic process; chitin catabolic process. Bases 1 to 1026 code for a protein of 341 amino acids. Gene Ontology annotation, molecular function: chitin binding; chitinase activity. The record is from RefSeq and is a predicted model, not a curated record.
AUGGCCGGUUUGGACAGCGAGGAAAAGGCCCUGUCCCCUUCAGGGGAGCCUUAUUCUCAAGUCUUCGUGUUCGAUGUGGGGAAGGAAGCCUGGAAAUCUUACGACUGGUCAAAAAUUACAACUGUGGCAGCUUUUGGAAAGUAUGAUCCUGAGCUCAUGUGCUAUGCUCACUCUAAAGGCUCCAGGAUAGUACUGAAAGGUGAUGUACCUCUAAAGGAAAUUGUUGAUCCUGCUAAAAGAGCAGCAUGGAUAUCCCAACAAGUGGACCUUGCAAAAAAACAGUAUAUGGAUGGAAUUAAUAUAGAUAUAGAGCAAGAAGUUAAUGACACCUCCCCUGAGUAUUAUGCAUUAACAGAUCUUGUUAAAGAAACUACAGAUGCUUUUCACAGAGAAAUUCCAGGAUCACAGGUAACAUUUGAUGUGGCUUGGUCUCCAGCAUGCAUAGAUAAAAGGUGCUAUAACUACACUGGAAUUGCCGAUGCCUGUGACUUCUUAUUCGUGAUGUCAUAUGACGAACAGAGCCAGAUCUGGACGGACUGUAUUGCAAAAGCCAAUGCUCCUUACCUGCAGACUUUAGUUGGAUAUGAAGAGUACAUAACUAUGGGCAUCGAUCCUAAGAAACUUGUGAUGGGCGUCCCCUGGUAUGGCUAUGACUAUGUCUGCCAAAACCUAUCUAAGGAUCAUGUUUGUUCCCUUUCCAAAGUACCUUUCCGUGGGGCUCCUUGCAGUGAUGCUGCAGGGCGUCAGGUCCCCUACAGAGCAAUAAUGAAGCAGGUGAACAGUUCUCUUUCAGGCGUGCUCUGGGAUGAAGUACAGAAAUCUCCAUUUUAUGAAUACAAGGAUUCUCUUGGUCACUUCCACCAAGUAUGGUAUGAUGACCCUCGCAGCAUCUCUCUAAAAGCAGCAUAUGUGAAGAAUCGAGGUUUAAGGGGCAUUGGCAUGUGGAAUGGAAAUAGUCUUGAUUAUUCCAGGGAAGCUGUAGCAGAACAACAAACUGAAGCAAUGUGGCAAGCCCUAACACCGUAA